AUGGGUGCAAUAAAAUUUGUCCUUGCUGGUGCCAACAUAAUGUGUCCUGGGCUUACAUCUCCUGGGGGUGCUUUGGAUGAUGAAGUGGCUGAAGAAACUCCUGUGGCUAUAAUGGCUGAAGGAAAGCAACAUGCUCUAGCUAUUGGCUUUACAAAGAUGUCCGUGAAAGAUAUAAGGGCCAUCAACAAGGGAAUUGGUGUGGAUAAUAUGCAUUAUCUAAAUGAUGGCCUUUGGAAGAUGGAGAGUCUAAAUUGA
Ilex paraguariensis (yerba mate) is the source of this 255-nucleotide messenger RNA. The record is from the annotation of a GenBank genome assembly. Lineage: Eukaryota; Viridiplantae; Streptophyta; Magnoliopsida; Aquifoliales; Aquifoliaceae.